Molecule: messenger RNA, 2166 nt
Organism: Funneliformis geosporum
Lineage: Eukaryota; Fungi; Glomeromycota; Glomeromycetes; Glomerales; Glomeraceae
Source: the annotation of a GenBank genome assembly
AUGACUAUGGAUUUUGAGGAAUUAGGCGAACAAAUUGACUUAGAUCGGAGUGGAUCAUAUAAAAUCCUAUAUGCUAAUAGUGACCAACAAAAUUACUCCAUGUCACUUGAGAAUAUCUUAAAUGCUUCAAAUGAAGAUAAUAAACUUGAUUCAAUUGACGCGAAAGUUAAACUAAAUUCGCAAGUCAUUAGGGUUGAUGCUCAUGAGUUUAUCCUCAAUAAAAUGAGUAUAGAACAUUUGUUACUAAAUAAUAAUAAGCAAGAGGAAAUGUUCCUUAACUGUACAGAUUACUUUUCAGGAAUAUCCAAGGAGGAUAUCGAAGAUUUUGAGAAAAAAGAGAUGAUUGAUGAUUUUGAAUUGAUCAUCAAUUUAUCAGAUAAUGUCAUAAAUGAAAGAACCAGCAUAGUUGAGAGUGAUGAUUCAAUUAACUCGUCUGUAAUUGUAUCACAAGGAUCUGGUUCUGAUGAGCAAAUGGAACGAGAUGUUUCAUUUGAGAGUUCGAAUCGCUCACUAAAUUUCGACGAUACGAAUAUUGACCUUUUAAGAGAUUUAAGAUCAAAUGUUUUAAAAAUUGAAGGAAUACUCAAUAUAUCUCAAUCCGAAACAAAUGUACAGGAAGUUACAGCGAAUGUACCAAUCGAUGAUAAUCAAGUAGAUAUGUUUUGGCAAGAUGAACAUCAAAAUGAUUCUACCAAUUUACCAAAGUUUCAAUAUCUUUCAGAAAAAUUUACAGAAGGCCUUGAAAGUGAGCAAGAUGAGCAAAAUUCCACCUCUCAUCAGGAUGAUUUGAUCGAGCCAAGUAUGAUGAUUCCAGAAAUGCAUAAUGAACUUGAAAAGGUAUAUAAUGAUGACAAGGGCAUAGAUGUAUCCAUUAAUAUCAUUGGAGACAAUAACAAAGAGACUGAAAAGGAAACUAAAAGCAACCAGUUAAAUGAAUAUAGCGAACUCAUGAACGAACAUCUCAAUUUUCACGAACAACCUUACUCUAUAUUUGACAAUAUGAUAUUUGAAGAAUCCUACACGAGUUCACAAUCAGAUUCAUUCGAAGAAGAGGAGUUACUUCCGAUCCUUUCUAACGUCUCUGUAAGUGAUCAAAGUUUAGAUAAUAAUGAAAUAAUCAUAUCCGAUGACGAAAAGAUUUCAAGCGACUUACAAUUAUCCGAACAAGUUGAUACCUGCGAUGAUAAGAUUAAAUCAUCCAAUAAAAAUAUUUUACCAGGAUCACUUGAAUGUGAGCAAAAAAAAAGUGAUGGUAAUGAACAGAACAUGAACGAACUAUCAAUUGGUGAAAAGGUAAUAGAAGAUUCUGGAAAUGAUGGUACUUCUAAAGAAAAAUCUCACGUGAAUGACUCGAUAAUGGAAUCUAUUAAGUGUGAAAAUGGAACAUCUACAUCUCCUAAAGAAUCAAACAAAUUAGCUAAGACAUCGUCAGUAAUAGUAACUAGAAGUAUGAUUGCCUCACUCAACUUAAAAGAAUCAUCUACAAGUUUAAUGAGUUUAGAAGAAAAGAAACAGCUGCUUUUGGAAGUACGCAAAAAGAAAAUGAUGUUACAUAAUAGUAUCCUUCGGAGUGAGCAAGAACAAGUCGUUGGUGAAAAGGAUAGGGAGAAUGAUGCGACAUUCAAAUCACAAAAUUCUCUUCUAUCUUCCAAAAAGAAAACAACUAAUAAAUUAAACACAACACUCAAUCGAUUAACUAGACAAAAUACAGAUAGGAAUAAAGAAUAUCGAUGUGAAUUCAACGUAGUAGUAGUACGAAAGAACGUUCCAAAACCGUUAAGUCCCGCUUCUAAACUUCAUGAGAAAAUGAAAAAUGGAGGAGGGAUCAUCUCUUCUUUAAGGUCACGUAAUAAUCAUGGAAAGGAUAAUACGGGCUCACACAUUCCCGUUUUGAAAUCACGUGGUGGACGACAAAAUCAAGACGAAUCGUCUUCUAGUAAAGGAGUUCAUUGGGAUGAAGAAAGAUUGACACAAGAAUUGUCUCAUGUUGUAAGUUCAUCUCCCAGAAUAGCAAGACAAAAACCAAUUCCUAAAUCAUGCUUAAAAUCGACGAAUCCACCCAUAGAUUCGUUGGGGAAUGUUAUUGAUGCAGAUAGUAGUCUAACACCCGUGAUAAAACGGGGAAUCAAAGUUACCGUAAAGCAAAUCAAGUAUAGAGGUGAAUAG